Mizuhopecten yessoensis (Yesso scallop) is the source of this 3093-nucleotide messenger RNA. RefSeq lists its product as uncharacterized. The transcript is spliced from 15 exons. The record is from RefSeq and is a predicted model, not a curated record. The coding region runs from base 1 to 3093 and encodes 1030 amino acids. NCBI's taxonomy places the organism in Eukaryota, Metazoa, Mollusca, Bivalvia, Pectinida, Pectinidae.
AUGUUUCCCACCGUCAACACCCUCGGGACAACGUUCAGUUGUUUGUUAGUUAUAGUGUUUAUACAACCAACAGAUUCUGUUGUAGCAGGAAGAAACCAUGUAUGUAUCAGAUCAGAACAACGUAGCACUCGCUACCAUACAAAAUGCGGACGAUUCUGGAAGAGGUGUACACGGACCAGGUACUACUAUGUUGGUGUGCCCUACUGCUGUACCGGCUACCUGUCGAAAGAUAACAUUGCUUGUGAUUAUGCCAUUUGUGCGGGAAGAGUCGAUCCAGCCGCUUGUAGUGUGUAUCAUGCAGACUAUGUAGAGUACAGAAGUGGCUUCCGUCAACACAACAGUGGCGGAAGUUGUUUGUCACCAGAGGUCUGUGGAAACUGUAACGACGGAUUUUACGGCAACGGACCAAACUGUGAAAUUUGUCCAAAAAUAGCCAACUGUAAGCACCAGCGGUGUAUGGUGGCCAGUAACGUAAGGUGUAUGUACUGUGAUGGAGAGGUGAAGGACCUACCAGGAUGGAGAGCCUACUCAAGGCACACAGACAGCAUGGUGUCUUGUAAACAAACGUGUUCAUGGCGAUCUGACAGUCGUCAUUGCUUCCCGGGCACCUGUGAAGGAGAAAUUGUCGGGAAUUGUCAAUGUCAUGAAGGGUUCACAGGACAACACUGUGAGACAGUUGUGGAUGUCCCUACAGUUUUGUCAAAUCAGAUAAAACUGUCCUUUCAGAAUAAGGAUACAAAGUGCCCGGAUGACCCUAACCUUACAGACGAUCCAGAUACAGUGUGGACAAACAUGGAGGACUUGAAUAAUACGCAUGCGUACUUCACAGCAAAAAAUGCACUGCGAGGAAUGGUACCAACGCCUUAUCAAUUUAUAACGGAUUUCAAGUACGGUAUAAUUUCCGGGAAAAUCGUCAUGCGACUUGUCCGAGAACGUAUCGUAACGAUAUACCCUUGGGACCCUUGUGCCAACCUGUCUGCGAUAGCAAAUUUGACCAACGUGAUGGAGAACCAAACAUAUGCUGACAACACUACUGAUCUUUACGGAAAUUUAACAUCUACUGUCAACAUCACCUCCAAUGAAAUGAAUCCUCCAGCACUAUUUUGCGUAAAUGAUACGUAUCACAUGAUCUGUGAUUGCCAUGGAGAUCCGUCUGUAAAUUCUACCAACUUCCCUGACAGUUUACACACAAAAUGCAGCUGUCCUCUCUCUGAUGCAGAUGGUUUGACCUCUGACUUCGUGAACUGUUCCUGUACUGGUAACGAAACUACAAUGAAUAAUGUUUCAAAUUGUACAUGUGUGUUUGAUAUAUCAUACAACUUCCCAACGGAUCCCUACAAUGUAACAGUUGUCGACGUGUUCGAUAUAGACAAGAUAUGCACGUCUGCUACUCAGGACGACCCUAUUGCACUAAACUACCACUGCGAACACGAGCAGUCAUUGGAUGAGUGGCCACUUCCGUUUAAGCAUAAUGACACUGUAACUUUUGAACUAUCAACAACCAAUGGCGGCUACGUCCAAUAUGUCGACAGAGAAAUCAACGUCACCAAGAGAUACAACCUGGUCGGAAGAACUUUUGACAACAUCUAUACUAUACGUUUUGAUUUUGUUAUUCCGCGACAUUGUCAUCUUGACCCAAUGCCCUCUGACCUAUGCAAAGUUGAUGAUCUCGACACUCUCUCGGUUCCAGACAUUACGUCAAACAGCAACGCGUCAUUCUCCUGGUUUGGCUGGUAUGACGAACUGGGUGGUAUAGGUCAUUACCAUUAUGAGGUAUACGAUCUAGUGACCGACGGAACAAACCUGACAGAGAGCACCAUUGUCUACAGUAGUGACGUCAUGUCUGCGGAUACCUAUAGUGAUUAUUUCAUUUAUUCACAUCCGGGGAUGUUUUCAAUCAUCUUCACCGCAUUUGACAAGGGAGGUAACUACCGCAGUAUGAGACGACUUUCUCUGUUUGACGAUCAAUCUCGGGUAGAUGUCCUUCCGCUAGCCUACACCUAUGUAGCGACAGCGUCGGUGAAGACUAACAACACGUGGCUUACUGUAGACACUCGGACUAUCAAUAUCACGUGGGUCGGAAGAUUCGUUAACGCCCGACAUGACGCCUAUCACUGGCUACAUUCCGUGGAGCCUCACGUUGGAGUCGAGGAUGUCCUUGACGACCAUGAAGGUCAUCGGAAUAUCAAUUUUACUGCGAAUGUCAGAGGUGUCGUACGAUUUGCAGUUGCCACAGAACACGAGAUGUAUAACAAUGUGUACUUCAGUAAUUAUACAAACACAUCUGAUGUCCACCAGGAGGGGACGCAUGUCAACAUUUCUAUGGAAGAUGGAGAUAAAUUAAACAUCAUGGUCAGAGCUUAUGACGCCGUUGGUACACACUGGCAGGAUAGCAUUUACAUCAUAAAAGAUGUUUCUCCUCCGGUCAUUGAAAAUCUAUGGCUCACUCGAGGAAAUCGUCUGAACAUCAGCGUUCACUCAAUGGAGGAACUCACAGAAAUGAAUAUAGAAUGGCUGGCGUAUGAUUUCCAUAGCGGUCUACACUCGGUUCAGUGGAGGCUGUUUGAUAACUUUACUGGAGAAGACAUACAACAUGGAAUGGACUGGUUGAUCGCCCAGGGAAAUUCAGAGAAUCUUACGGAAUGCGAAGAUCAGUAUGAAUCCUACCCAAGGGGAGCUAACUGCUACUGUACGCGUUACUCUGGAUGCUACCAUCAACAUUUCAACGUAAAGCCUCAGCUGGUGGGUGAUCCCACAAAGGGAGGGGUCUACACGGGAAAGGACAGGGGGGUCCACAACCAUGACUACAUGUUCGAAGUGACAGCCACCAACAACGCUUUAGUGAAUACCACACACUCUUUCAAGAUAACCAUCGAUACAACGCCUCCCCAUGUUGGCUAUGUCAUGGAAGGUCAUAGAGGUCAGCCAGAAAUAGAUUUCCAACAGGACCAGAUGUUCCAUACAUACUGGGAUGGGUUCUUUGACAAGGAGAGCGGCGUUUUGCUGUAUCAGUAUGGAGUAGAUCACGCCUGCAUUUAUAAGGAUGAUUUUAAUGCAAACAGUCAAGGUGAAAAGGUAUGUGGAAAGAAAUAA